AUGGCAGGCUUGAUGGAGUCGACGGCGACGGUGACAGGCGGGCAGGAUGAAGCAGCCACAGAGAUCAAGAGCUCGUCGUCCUCUCUCGAAGGGAGCACAGAUUGCUCGGCCAAGAUGGAGGCGCCGAAGAUGCUUGCUGGCGGUGCGAAGGAGGCGGUAGAAACAUCUGGGCCAGCAGAGGCAGACGAGAAGCAAGAAGAAGUGCUUCAAGAUCGAUAUCAAGAGAAAGAAGACAGUCGAGAUGAUCAUGGCCCAGAAGCACAAGAGGCUCCAGGGGCACCAGCUGGCUCCAGCGAGGUCAAGAUGUCGAAGGGUAAAGUCGCUCUCAUCAUGCUUGCUCUCUGCACGAUCGUUACUACGGCGCUGCCAACCAUCGCCAGAGAGUUUAACACAUCACAGGCGGACUAUGCCUGGGUUGGCUCUGCAUAUUUGCUCGGCGCUGCCUGUAUGUUACUGUUACCCUCCUGGGCAGUGGUUCUUGUAUUGACUUGUUUCCUAGCAUCGACUCCAUCAUGGGGGAAAGUCAGCGAUAUCUUCGGCCGGAAGCCUGUCUUGCUGGCCGCCAACGUCGUCUUCUUGAUCGGCUCGCUCCUAUGCGGCGUGAGUAUCAAUAUCAAGAUGUUGGUAGCCAGCCGUGUGAUUCAAGGAAUAGGAAGCGGAGGCCUUCUUACUCUCGUGAAUAUCUGUGUGAGCGACUUGUUCAGCAUGAGAACUCGAAGCAUGUACUUUGGUAUCAUCGGCAUGGUAUGGGCUAUAUCAGGCAUCAUUGGGCCUGUCAUCGGUGGCCUUAUGACCCAGUACACCACCUGGCGUUGGUGUUUUUAUAUAAACCUUCCCAUUGACGGAGUUGCUUUUCUGAUUAUAUUCUUCUUCCUGGAGCUCCAUACUCCUACCACCCCAUUGCUAGCCGGACUCCGUGCCAUUGACUGGCUCGGUUCUCUCGCUGUCGUCGGCGGUACGGUGAUGUUCCUCAUCGGCCUUGAGUAUGGUGGCGAAUCUUACCCCUGGUCUUCCCCAACAGUCAUAUGCUUGAUUGUUUUCGGAAUAGUGACAUGGGGCAUCUUUAUUCUUAUUCAGUGGAAGGUUUCGCGUUAUCCAGUCAUGCCGCUGUGGCUCUUUACCCAGCGAUCCACACUCGCGGCAUAUGGAACGGUCCUCAUACAUGGAGCCAUUUAUACUAGCGGAAGCUUCUUCCUUCCACUCUACUUUCAAGCCGUCCUUGGAGAGACACCGCUAAAGUCGGGAAUACUCCUCUUUCCAAACGUUAUAGCAGUUUCUAUCGUCUCUGCGGUCACCGGUAUCUUCAUUCGCAAGACCGGUCUUUGCCUUCCACCAAUUUGGUUUGGAACAACCGUUCUAGUUCUCGGAACAGGACUCUAUAUCAAUCUCCCAUCACACAGAUCGUUGGUCAAAGUUAUCCUCUACCAACUAGUGGCGGGAAUGGGUAUUGGACCUAACUUCCAGGCCCCCAUCAUCGCUCUUCAGAGCCAUAUAAGGCCCAGUGACAUAGCAACUGCCACAGCUUCCAUAGCCUUCUGCAGGAAUCUUGCUAGCAGUAUCUCCGUUGUCAUCGGAGGUGUCAUUAUCCAGAACAGACUCCAAAGUAACAUUCUAGAGAUCCAACACCUCCUCAGCCCCAAGACAUUGGAUGCAUUGCAAGGAGUCUCUGCUGGCGCUUCGGUGCAUAUCAUCCAGGCUCUCCCGCCAAACGAAAAGCAACCAGUUCUCGACGCCUAUACCAAAAGUUUGAGCACCAUGUGGAUAUUCUAUACCGCCCUCGCUGCUAUCGGUUUUAUAGUUAGUUUGCUUCUACAGAAAAAGAGGCUCAACAAGGAACACGAAGUUACCAAGACCGGACUUGAUGCUCAGGAACGAGCGAGGAAAGAAAGGCUGCAGAUGGAGAAAGAAGCGAAGAGUAGUCGAAAUAAGGCUGUUUGA
Molecule: messenger RNA, 1938 nt
Organism: Trichophyton verrucosum HKI 0517
Lineage: Eukaryota; Fungi; Ascomycota; Eurotiomycetes; Onygenales; Arthrodermataceae
Exons: 4
Coding region: 1-1938 (645 amino acids)
Biological process (GO): transmembrane transport
Molecular function (GO): transmembrane transporter activity
Source: RefSeq, a predicted model, not a curated record